This is a messenger RNA of Rhizophagus irregularis DAOM 181602=DAOM 197198, 337 nucleotides long. NCBI's taxonomy places the organism in Eukaryota, Fungi, Glomeromycota, Glomeromycetes, Glomerales, Glomeraceae. The record is from RefSeq and is a predicted model, not a curated record.
AUCAAUACAUUUAAAUGACAAUACAUCUUUUUGCGCACGGAUGUUUUUUUAAUUUAUUAUUACACAUUUACACUGUACAUAACAUGACAUGGCAUGAAAAAUCCAUCCUUUUUUUUUAUUUUUCUCCCGCGUUAUUUACUUUUUUCAAUUUUUCAAUUUCCCCCACAUUUAUUUUCGCUUUAUUUAGUUUUUUCUUUACGUCCAAAAAUAAAUAAAUAAAUAAUAAAAAAAUGAAAAAAAGAAUAAAAAUAACAAAAAAAAAUAAAAAUAAAAAUAAAAACUAAUAAAAACUAAUAAAUAAAAUAAAUAAAUAAAUAAAUAAAUUUAUAAAUAAAAA